CAGUGUAGAUUGAUAGUGGGCAGAGGCACGACUUGUAGAAUCAAUCUCGAGAAGAACAUUUUCCAUUCUUCCCCGAGUGAGAAGUCUGUCUGUUGCCGCUAAACUUUUUCUCGUUUUACAGGAUCCGUUUACUUGUUUUUAUUUUAAUUUAAAAAGAAGCGUCGAGCAGCCGAAAGCCAGCCGAGAUGCUUUGCCCGUGGAGUUUUCUCAUGAAACCCAAGUAUAGGGGAAAGUACGAGCCGAGGGAGACCAAAACGGCGGAUGUUAACAACAACGAAGAUACAAGUAUCGGCAAUGGAUUCAUCCUACCUUCUAAGGCCAAGUGUACCCAGGAGCCGCAACAUAUCAAAGAGGUCAAAGAGGUCGCCCGCUGUCCUUUCGCCCCCAAGUUUGUGAAGCUGUCUAACGUGGAGGACGGGGCGAUUCUACAGGACACUCUGCAUCACAAGGCGGUGAAGAACAUGUCGUGCCAGUCGACAGCUUGCCGGGGCUCCCUCAUGACCCCUAACGCCAUGACCAAAGGACCUCGGGAUAAGGCCAUUCCACCCAUGGAAAUCCUGCCGCAAGCCUUGGACUUCAUCAAUCAAUACUACCAAUCGUUCAAAAGCCCCAAAACAGAAGAGCACCUCGCUCGCUUGGAGCAGGUGACAAAGAGCAUCACCGACACUGGCUCGUACGACCUGACCCUGGAGGAGCUGACAUUCUCGGCCAAGCAAGCUUGGCGCAACGCCCCGCGCUGCAUCGGCCGCAUCCAGUGGUCCAAUCUCCAGCUAUUUGAUGCCCGGAAAUGCACCACGACCAAGGAGAUGUUCGAACACAUCUGUACACACCUCAAAUACGCGUCCAACGAUGGCAACCUAAGAUCCACCAUCACCGUCUUCCCUCAGAGGAGCGAUGGAAAGCACGACUUCAGGGUGUGGAACAGCCAGCUCCUCAAAUACGCAGGAUAUCAGCUGCCUGACGGCUCCAUCAUCGGCGACCCAGCCGGCGUGGCAUUCACGCAGUUGUGUAUAAACAUGGGCUGGACACCUCGAUAUGGCCGCUUCGAUGUGCUUCCGUUAGUUCUUCAAGCCAAUGGCCAAGAUCCAGACAUGUUUGAAAUUCCACCAGAACUGACCCUUGAAGUGGCGAUCGAGCAUCCAACGUACGAGUGGUUUAAGGACAUGGGACUUCGGUGGUACGCACUGCCUGCUGUGGCCAACAUGCUGCUGGAGGUUGGAGGUCUGGAGUUUCCUGGAUGCCCGUUCAAUGGCUGGUACAUGAGCUCCGAGAUCGGUGUCCGAGACUUCUGCGAUGUUCAGCGCUACAACGUGUUGGAGGAAGUGGGAAAGAAAAUGGGCUUGGAGACAAACAAGCUGUCAUCCCUGUGGAAAGAUAAGGCCUUGGUGGAGAUUAACAUUGCUGUGAUCCACAGUUUCCAGAAACAGAACGUCACCAUCAUGGACCACCACACGGCCUCCCAAUCCUUCAUGAAGCACCUGGAGAACGAGUUCAGGCUGAGGGGCGGUUGCCCUGGCGACUGGGUCUGGCUGGUGCCUCCAAUCUCCGGGAGCAUCACAAAAGUCUUCCACCAGGAAAUCCUCAACUACAUCCUCAGCCCCUUCUACUAUUAUCAGACUGAGGCUUGGAAAACACACAACUGGCAAGAUGAAAGACUGAGACCAAAGAAGAAUGAGAUCAAAUUCAAACAAUUAUCAAUGGCCGCUCUCUUCACUUCCAUUCUGAUGCGAAAGAUCAUGGCCAAGAGGACGAAAGCAACCAUUCUCUACGCCACAGAAACGGGGAAAUCUGAGACCUUUGCCAAAAGGUUGUGCACAUUGUUCAACGGUGCAUUCAACGCCAAGGUUGUUUGUAUGGAUGACUAUGACAUGAAUAAUCUGGCCAAGGAGUCUCUAGUCUUGGUGGUAGCAAGUACCUUUGGCAAUGGAGAUUCACCUGGAAAUGGAGAGGUGUUUAAGAAAUCCUUGUUUAACAAGAAGCUGCUGAUGGCAUUCAAAUUCAGGUAUGGCAUCUUUGGCCUGGGGUCCCGCCAGUAUCCCCAGUUCUGUGCGUUUGCUCACACCCUCGACAAGAAGCUGGAACAACUCGGGGCCAUUCGCAUGUCAGCAACAGGUGAAGGAGAUGAGUUCGGCGGGCAGGAGGAAUCAUUUGUGGACUGGGCCAUCGCCACUUUCAAGACAGCCUGCAAAGUCUUCCACGUGCGUGGUAAUGUGGAGCUCGGACAGUUCAAGACCAGCAAAAGUAGCGUGUGGGAUCCCAGCAGGUAUCGAUUCGUAAUGGAGACCCGGGCGUUGGAUCUGUGCUCAGUUCUCUCCAAGAUGCAAGGAAAGAAAAUUCUGCCAAUGAAGUUAAAAUCAAAGAAGAACCUUCAGAGCUUAAAAUCCAGUCGUUCCACCAUCCUAAUGGAGCUGAGCUGCCAAGAACCCAACAACCUCCACUAUCAGCCUGGGGAGCACGUCGGACUUUUCCCUCGCAACCAAGAAGCCCUCGUCACCAACCUGAUGAAGAGUUUGAAGGAGAAACCAACUCCACAUCAGUGUGUCCAGGUGGAGGUCAACAAUGGCACCACCGCCAAGGACUGGAAAGCUGAUGAAAGGCUCCCACCAUGUACUCUCGAAGAGGCCUUCACCUACUUCUUGGACAUCACCACCCCACCUUCUCAGCAUCUCCUGAAGAAAUUUGCCCAGCUUGCCACGGAGGAGUCAGAAAAGAAUCGACUCCUGGAACUGAGCCAGAAUUCCCAGGAGUAUGAGACGUGGAGGUCCUUCCACAGCCCUACCACCCUGGAGGUGCUGGAGGAAUUCCCGUCCAUCCACUGCCCGGCCAUGUUCCUCUUCACCCAGCUCAUGGCCCUCAAGCCCCGAUAUUAUUCCAUCAGUUCCUCACUGGACAUGAACCCGGGGGAGGUCCACCUGACUGUUGCCGUUGUGAACUACAAGACAAAAGAUGGACAAGGCCCCAUGCAUCAUGGUGUUUGUAGCACCUGGCUGGACACGCUAGAAAAAGAUGAAAUCGUUCCGUGUUACGUGCGCAGCACGGCAGGAUUCCAACUACCAAAGAACCAAACCAAACCCUGCAUUCUGGUCGGCCCCGGGACGGGUAUUGCACCGUUCAGAAGCUUUUGGCAACAACGGCAGCAUGACCAGGAAAAACAAGGCAUCAAAGGCGGGCCGAUGACCUUGGUGUUUGGCUGCCGGGAUUCACAGUUGGAUCACAUUUAUAAAGAAGAAACGCUUAAACUGAAGAACCAAGGAGUCCUCAAGGGGGUUUACACAGCUUAUUCCAGGGAGCCAGGCAUGAAAAAGACUUACGUGCAAGAUAUCCUGAGGGGUAGCCUGGCAUCUGAGGUCUACAGCGUCCUGCACAAAGAGAAGGGGCAUAUCUACAUCUGCGGCGAGAUCAAGAUGGCACAGGACGUCACCGACACUCUGAAGGCCAUCGUCGCCAAGCAGGGGAACAUGAGCAUCGAAGAUGCUGAGGAAUUCCUCACAGAGUUGAAGAACCAGAAGCGCUAUCACGAAGAUAUUUUCGGGGCAACGUUUCAGAAAUGACGGCACCAUUGUUACACCUGGCACCGAGGGAGAGACUGCCUCAAUCGCUAAGGAUGAAGGAAAAGGCUUGAUGACAAGGCUUCACUGUACUGCUAUUUUGCCAUCCAAAUUUCUGCUUGCUGCCCGAUGGACCAAAAUGGACCUAACCUGUAUUAUAACAUAUACGAUUCAAUCUCACACACGCAAUCACAAACACAAAUGGAAAACGAGAGGAAUUCAAAACAGCACUUUGCAUUUACGAAUGAACCCUGCAGCAAUUGCCUUCCCUUCUGUUCAAUUAAUAGUGUUUAGGAUCAGUUUUUGGAAAAUUAGAUUUGCAAAUAGGACAACCGUCGCAUGGAAGAGCUGAUGAAGGUCCUAAUUUAUUAUGCACUUUAUAAGAGUUAGUAUGUGGUGUUCACUGGAUAGUUAAAAUUAAAGUGGCAGCGGGCUGCUAUGUGUAAUAAUUAGUGUGUAAUAAUAAAUUAUAAUAAAGCACUUUGAAUUGUA
Molecule: messenger RNA, 4040 nt
Organism: Amblyraja radiata (thorny skate)
Lineage: Eukaryota; Metazoa; Chordata; Chondrichthyes; Rajiformes; Rajidae
Gene: nos2b
Product: nitric oxide synthase 2b, inducible
Exons: 26
Coding region: 186-3551 (1121 amino acids)
Biological process (GO): nitric oxide biosynthetic process
Molecular function (GO): nitric-oxide synthase activity; FMN binding; flavin adenine dinucleotide binding
Source: RefSeq, a predicted model, not a curated record